AUGAGCAGACGAACAACAGCAAUUGCGGCAACAGGAACGACAAGAGUAACAAAAACAACAGCGACAAUAACGGCAGCAACAGGGCCACGCAACAGGAGCACAGUCACUACCAUACUCCGCUUCUUUACCGCAGCCAUUGGAACUACUCAGCAUCUCAAUACUGAGACAAGACUUCACUCUCAAUACCCGCGACUCGACGUUAUUCUUUUGUGA
Molecule: messenger RNA, 213 nt
Organism: Fusarium poae
Lineage: Eukaryota; Fungi; Ascomycota; Sordariomycetes; Hypocreales; Nectriaceae
Exons: 2
Coding region: 1-213 (70 amino acids)
Source: RefSeq, a predicted model, not a curated record